Molecule: messenger RNA, 1992 nt
Organism: Mytilus trossulus (common blue mussel)
Lineage: Eukaryota; Metazoa; Mollusca; Bivalvia; Mytilida; Mytilidae
Product: BTB and MATH domain-containing protein 36-like
Exons: 4
Coding region: 124-891 (255 amino acids)
Molecular function (GO): protein binding
Source: RefSeq, a predicted model, not a curated record
CGUAAAUGAAAAGUUGAAAGUUAUAAUAUAAGUUAUCUCGGGUUAACAAGUUGAUUCUUAAAAAAUAUUACAGUAAUGAAAUAGACAGAGAAACAGGAUUACAUUUAAUUGAGAUUAGAUUAAAUGGACCAGUCUAGAAGGGCAGAAAAUUAUAACCAAAUUCAAACAGUAGGGAUAGUAAAUGAUGUGACGAGUAAAGAAGAAGAAGAAGAAGAAGAGGAAGAAGAAGAUGACUCAGAUGAGGAUUUAGAAGAGAUAAAAAGCGAUGCUGAAAACUUGGCUUCUCCUUUCAAUGAACCAAACAUCGUUUUGGUAUUUGACAACAGAAAGCUCUAUCUACAAAAGGAGCACCUCAUAGCCGUGUCGCCUGUGUUUGAGGCAAUGUUUAGUUCUAACUUUCUUGAAGGAUCGAUGAAAGAAAUACCUUUACCUGACAAAAAGCACAGUAAUUUUGUUCAUUUUCUACGUUAUUUAUGUCCGGGAUUUGCAGAUGUACUAACAGAAGCCACUGUUCAUCAUAUGCUUCCAUUAGCUGAGGAAUAUCAAACGAAAGAUUUAAAGGAAAGAAUUGAAAAGUUCCUUAUAAAGGGUGUUUUGUCUAAGUCAGAUUCGAUCACAUCAGUACAAAUUAUCAUCAAAAUUCUUGAAGCGGAAAAGUACAAUUUAAAUGGAUACCUGACUGGAUGCAUUAUUGUAGCAUCUAGGAAACAAAUUCAAAGCUUGAAAAAAUGUUCGAAAUUUGAAGAGAUUUCUCAAAAUACACAACUUAAAAUCGCCUUUAAACGGAUGGAAGAUAUCGAUAACAUUUACGACAAAGUAAUAAGAGAUGUGCAAAAGACACAAGAUGGACAGUCAAGUGGGAAAUCUAAAAAAAAAAACAAUUUUCAAUGAAAGAUCUUGGCACACACUUAAAACCAUACAUGCAAAAGAACUAAUUGUUGUGUCCGAUCUUAGUGAAUUUAAACAAUGAUUAAACACUUUAAUUAAUUUAUAUUGGAACACGUUACCACCCUUUACUAUAGAGAGUAAUGGUUUAGUUAGUUUUACAUAUAACGACUAUUGUAUUUAUUAACUAAUUGACGUUUUUGAAAGAAUAUGUGCAAAACAGAACAUCGAAUAUUAAUCUAUAUUUUUUUUUAUAUAAACGACCGCAUAUAUAUAUUGACAUUUAUCUACAAUUGAUUACAGUAAACAUCUCAGUAAGUACAAUACUAAAUGGUCAAAUUAAGAUAUAAAAAACGACAAAACAAAAUAUACAUGUAUCAUGGACAUGGAUUAACUUUGCAAAAUUGUCAGUCACUUUUUCAAUUUAGAAGUCGUAAGUCCUUUAACGUAUUAUCGGAAGAAUAUUUUGCACACCAAAACUAAAACAACACACAGAACAACCAUAAUAUACAAUGUAAGUUGUAAAUCAAUAAAUACUGUACAUCACCUAGGGCUGCGAUACAAUAUCAAUCUUGACCGUCCGAAGUGACAACGUAACUUCUAUUGCAAACGACUGAAAGUCUGCAAAUGUGGAUCAAUGAUUAUGAAUAGGGGACUUCAAAGCCAAACUUUGGGGAAAUUAUUGAUAGUCUAAUAUGCAAUUGUUCUUUAUUUAACGUUCAUAUGGUCACUUAUACACAUACUGAAUAGUAAGCACAAUCAUGUAUUUACUUAACAGUCUUAUACAAAAUACAAAAUGUACUACAACAAACACACCAUAUCCAAUUUCAACCAGGACAUUAAUUUGAUAUUAAAACUCUGAUGAGAAACAUAAAGAAUAAGGGGGUCAUUUUUUUUAAAGUUUAAGUGAUAUUCGAAAGUAAAGGUCUUUGCGAAGUAUAUUAAAAUGAUUACAUUCGAUGUAUGUUUCAUUGUAAUACUUUAUUUUGAUUGGCUAACUGCACAUCACUUGUUAUUUCUUCAGGAAUUGCAUUACUCAAUAAAACUUUUCAUUCAUGAUAACACGUGUUCCCACAAUAAAGUGCACAGGUGAAUUAAGUAAAAAAA